AUGGCGCUACACAAUUCUUCGCGACCAAGAAAGAUCCUUCUGCUCACCAACGUUGAAAGGGGUGAAGCCAAUGUCUUCCUGGCAACGUCUCAUUCCCUCCUGCAACUCGAGCCCAAUGUCGAGCUCCAUUUUGCCAGUUUCACAGGUUUGGAAGACACCGUCAGUGCGGUCUCAGAAGAUGUGCGCCGCAGUGUGCCUGAGGCGAAACCAAUAAUUUUCCACAAGAUUGAGGGUUUGACAUUUAUGGAAGGCGUCCAAGAUCACCUCUCUAGAGAAGAAGGCCCAGCCCGGAAACAUUACAUACCCGAGUCCUUUCUUGUGCAACCGAGCUUCUCUAAUACGAAAUGGGCCAUCCGAGACACUAUACCAAUAUUUGUCCCUUAUGACGGACCGCAGCUAGUCCAGCUGGUCUCGUCAAUUAUCGAAAUCAUCAACAAGGUCGAUGCUGAUCUUGUGGUGGUGAAUAGUUUGAUGACUGCAGGACUGACAGCCUCCUAUCAUCUCGGAGUAAAAUUUGUGUGCCUUAGCCCAAACGCCCUCAGAGACUUUGCGGCAUCAACUCAGCCACGGGCAGCGGGUCUUUGGAAGUUUCCUGCGCUUUUUUCGGGAUAUCCAUACCCGGUACCUUGGUACCGCAUACCGCUCAAUAUUUAUUUUACUCUCUAUGCGGUGACGAAGUUUGUGACAGAUAAACGCAGGCAACCAGUUGAGAAGUAUCUGGCGGAGAAAACUGGCGCGGCCUUGAGAACACCCGUCGAUCUCAUUCAGAGUCGCUCCCAGGAUCUAAAAAUCCUCGUUAGCACUUUUCCGGAGCUUGACUUCCCACUGAUUAUCCCUGAGCAUGUUAUUCCCUGUGGACCAAUUCUUCGCAAUGCUUCUCCAUCAGUUGCGGAGGCAGACCCGGACCUGGGAAAUUGGCUGGCCCGUGCUCCUACGAUCUAUGUGAACUUGGGCACUAUAUGCCAAAUCGCGGAGGAUCAAGCCAUGGAAUUGGCAUUGGCCCUGAAAACCGUUCUGGACACAUUGAAAAAGCUGCCUGAAGCUCAGAAUCUCCAGGUCUUGUGGAAGAUCAAGAAACUGGGGGAGUACAGCGUGUCAGAGCCAGGCUGCGAAAUUGAGAAAGUCCUUGGUGAAUGCAUUCGUGCCGAUUCUAUGAGAAUUGUGGACUGGCUCCAAGCUGAACCGAUUUCAAUUCUUCAGUCUGGCCACGUUGUGUGCUCGAUACACCAAGGUGGUGCAAAUUCGUACAAUGAAGCAGUGAGUUCCGGCGUCGCCCAGGUGGUCUUGCCGCAGUGGACAGACUGCUAUGACUAUGCCCAGCGGGUCGAGAUGCUAGGUAUUGGUCGACUGGGAAGCAGAAAGAGCAAGCCUCAGUGGUCAGCUCCGGAGCUUUCGGAGGAACUCCUGCAUGUUUUGCAUGGUGAAAGCUCAAGGGCCAUAAAACAAAAGGCGACUGAGCUAGCAAUAAUGUGUGAGAAAAGGGGCAGUGGUGCGAAAACUGCGGCGCUGGUCCUCCUGGGAGAAUGUCCCAAGGUCGAUGUUGAAUGA
Penicillium argentinense is the source of this 1548-nucleotide messenger RNA. Its product is annotated as glycosyltransferase. Gene Ontology annotation, molecular function: UDP-glycosyltransferase activity. The coding region runs from base 1 to 1548 and encodes 515 amino acids. The record is from RefSeq and is a predicted model, not a curated record. The transcript has 3 exons. Lineage: Eukaryota; Fungi; Ascomycota; Eurotiomycetes; Eurotiales; Aspergillaceae.